Rotaria socialis is the source of this 1788-nucleotide messenger RNA. NCBI's taxonomy places the organism in Eukaryota, Metazoa, Rotifera, Eurotatoria, Philodinida, Philodinidae. The record is from the annotation of a GenBank genome assembly.
AUGAAUUACAAUAGUAAAAAUAAAUUCGAAGAUUUGCCUGAUGAAUUGAUACUUUUAAUUUGUCGAUAUCUAAAUAUAGUUGAAAUUCUAAAUGGUUUUAGUUGUUUAAAUUGUCGCUUAUCGAAAACAAUAAAAGAAUUUAGUGAAAGAAUUGAUUUAAAUAUAAUUCCAUCAAAAUUAAUAAAUCGAUUUUUAAAUGAAAUUUUACCUGAUAUCAGUUGGAAUGUUCGAUCAAUAAUGUUUAGUGAUAAUUUCAAACGCUGUCCAAUAAAAUUAGAAAUGUUUAAUAACCUUGAAUCAAUUCAUUUUUCAAAUUCAUUUUCUAAAAAUUUUCUUUUUAAUAUAAAAGAAAUAAAAAUAGAUUUAGUUCCAGUUGAUAUUCAAUUUGAUUUAAUAAAAAUGUUUUUUUCAUCAAACGAAUAUACAAAUUUAAAACGCUUAGUUCUUCUUUCAUUUCAUGGUUUUACAUUUUCAAAUAUUCAAUUAAAUCAAUUAAAUCAAUUUGAAAGUUUAACAAUAACAUUGAAAAAUAAUGUUGAUUUAUUUGAAUUACUUUAUCUUUUAUCAAGUUCAAUUGAAGAAUUAAAUAUUCAUAUACUUUAUAAUGGACCAUUUAAACCGUUAAGAUCAUUUUCAUCAGCAUUGAAAUUAAUUAAACUUCGUUAUUUUCAUUUAAAAACGACAUUUGAGGACUCAAUUAAAUUUAAACAAUUAGAAAAAUUAAUAAUUGACUCAUGUUCUUCACUUGAAUAUUUAUCGAUUGAGACUUUGACGCGUGAUCAAGACUAUAUUGAUGGUUAUCAAUGGGAAAAGUUUUUGAAUAAAUUAUUUUAUUUAAAAAAAUUUACAUUUUCUAUUCGAUAUCGCUUUAAAAUAAACGAAAAUGAUGAUCAAAAAAUGAAAGAAGAUUAUUUAUUGAAGUCAUUUUCAACAGAUUUUUGGUUGAAACAACGAAAAUGGUUUAUUAAUUUCUAUUCAACUUGUUCAUUUACAAAUGAAAACUUUUCACUAAAUGGUUUUAAAAGAAAAAAUUAUGAAAAAUUAUUUUUACAUACAAUUCCUUAUCCUUAUGCGCUUAUCGAUGCAACUAUUGAUAUCAAUAGAACAAAAUCAACGAACAAACAAUAUAGUGCAAGAGAUAGUUAUUCAAAUGUUCGUCAUCUUUAUUAUGAUGGUGAAAGUAUACCAAUUCAAAUAGAAUCUUUAAAGAUUAUUCUCGACAAUUUCAAGUCAAUAAAUGAAUUAAAAUUAGAUCGUUUAAUAAUCGAUUAUUCUUCAUUAUCAUCGAAUACAAUAAUUUUUCGCCAUUUAAAUAAAUUAACAAUUUAUAAUACAGAUGAAAAAAUUCAUUUAAAUAUCAAUUUUCUUAAUUUAUCAUCAAUGUAUAAUCUUCGAUAUAUUCGUAUUCCUCAAAUAUCACUUCCAGACUAUUCAAAAAUGCCAAAACAACUUGAAACUCUUGUAUUAACUGAAUGUCGCGAUCUACAAUUUGACUAUAUUCAUAAAUAUGAAAAUUUACGUUUAUUAAAAUUAUAUUUAAAUAAUUUUGAUCGUUUAUUAGAGAAUAAUGGACACUUAAUUAUGAAUUUAAUUAAUUCAAUCUACUACAAUAAUAAAAUAAUGGAAACGCUACAAUUAAUGUGUCAUGGUGUUAAUCAAAGAAAACUUAAAACAUUUGAAAAACAAUUUAAUUUGAACACGGCUCAUUAUCUAAAUUCAAAUUAUAAUGGAAAAUGUUUAACAAUUGAACGAUUCAAUGAAUAUUUCAAUCAAAUUGUUGAGUUCUAA